Messenger RNA from Elaeis guineensis (African oil palm), 270 nucleotides. The record is from RefSeq and is a predicted model, not a curated record. NCBI's taxonomy places the organism in Eukaryota, Viridiplantae, Streptophyta, Magnoliopsida, Arecales, Arecaceae.
AUCUUUGUCAGCAGCGAUUUUGAAGUAGAUUAUGGAUCGAAGGAGCAUGCAACAAUUGUCUAUGCUGCAUUAGCAGUUGAUAAGGAGUUGCAGUCAGACAAGGUUAAGAGGCAGGUGUCCAUUUUCGAUGGCAAGCUUCAAGUACACUUUGAGGCGGUGGAGGCUAGAUUUCUGCGUGCAUCAUUCACUGCAUUUGUGGAUCUAAUGAUUCUUGCCAUAAAAAUCAUCGAAGAAUUUGGCCAGAACAACAAAAAUUCUGAACGAAUAUGA